UGGUCAUCUAACGUAAAUUUGAUAAUAAAUCAGUAUAUUAAUAUAAGGUUCAUAUACAAAAAUAAUAAUGCGCAUCAUGUACCUACGUAAGUAUUUUGGAAGAGCUUUUUUUGAGUUUUUCGAUGCAUUAUAUAUUAUUCGUCAAUGCGCAGGCUUAUUAGAACUCACUGUGACGCCAUAUUGUCUUCUUCGAUACUAGUGCGCUUCUACAACGCCCUCACACGUCGUUUCUGGAGUUAAUAAGGUACGUAAAGAAUAAUUGUUAAAAAGUGAGUUAAAAUUGAUUUCCGCUGCAAGUGUAAGUAUUCUAGCACAUCCUGUUUAUUACCUGUCCGUAGGAGACACUAAAGCAAUGCACUGUAGUACGUUUGAGUAGUUUUAACAAUGUUUUUCUUGCGACAGUCUUCAGUACGUCGCUUCCUGUAGUAGUUGGUGUCCAUGUUGAUGACAGCGCCAACAGUGCCAAUUUCAAGCAAUUUUUGCUGUUGAUGCCCCCUGUAUUCUAAAGUAGAGUCUUUGGAUGGUGCAAUCAUGAGUGAGGUCAAGCAGAGAAAGAAGGGCCCUGCCCAAAUCCACAGGACAGUACAAAUUAAAAUGGAGGGUCAGGAAUCUGAAACCAUAACAGACAUUCAGAACUAUUUAGAAACAUUCAACAAAGAAAUACAGAGUGGAGACCAUACAGUCCAGCAGUUAACAGAAGUGCACCAAGUGGGAUCUGAUGAUAACCAGGACGAAGGAACCUACUUUGUGGAUCAGUCAGGCCAUUAUUACUACCAGGCAAACAGCGAUCAGCCUCCUGUCAUGACGGUGGUGUCUGCUGACCCUAACUCAGACGUGAUGGAUGGUGGAGAUGGAACUUACAUGUCAAUGCACUCUCAAGAUGGCCAUGUGGAGGAGAUUUCUGUCAUGGAUAACGAAGAUGGCAUGUCGAGCAGUGACGGCAACCAGAUGAUCCUGAACGCUGGCGACGCCUACCAGGCGGUGACCAUCGUGCCCUCGGAGACUGGCGCCGGGGAGGUGAGCUACGUGCUCAUAGUGCAGCAGCCCGACGACAAGGACGACAAGGGGGAGGACCAGGACCUCACCGUCUACGACUUCGACGACGGCGAGGAGGGCGGCAUCACGUUGGAAUCUGGUGAUGAGGAUGACAAAACAAAAAUAAUCAAAAUUGUACCAAAGAAAUCUCAAACUGUCACGCAAGCCCAUAUGUGUAAUUACUGCAACUAUACAAGUCCCAAAAGGUACCUGUUGUCUCGGCACAUGAAGUCCCACUCUGAAGAGCGGCCUCACAAGUGCAGCGUGUGUGAGCGAGGCUUCAAGACGCUGGCCUCGCUGCAGAAUCACGUCAACACACACACUGGCACCAAGCCACAUCAUUGCAAGUUCUGCGAUAGUGCCUUCACCACUUCAGGUGAACUCGUAAGACAUGUUCGAUACAGACACACACACGAGAAACCUCACAGAUGUUCAGAGUGUGAUUAUUCGAGUGUGGAAUUGAGUAAAUUGAAGCGUCACAUGCGUUGCCACACAGGCGAGCGGCCAUAUCAGUGUCCGCACUGUACGUACGCCAGUCCAGACACCUUUAAACUGAAGCGUCACCUACGCAUCCACACGGGAGAGAAACCCUACGAGUGUGACAUUUGUCACGCUCGGUUCACUCAGUCCAACAGCCUCAAAGCCCACAAGCUGAUUCACAGUGCGGGGGACAAGCCAGUUUAUCCGUGUGAACUAUGUCCAACCACGUGUGGACGUAAAACAGACCUAAGAAUCCACGUGCAGAAACUACAUACAUCAGACAAACCAUUAAAAUGUAAAAGAUGUGGUAAAGCCUUCCCUGACAGAUAUUCCUACAAGAUACACAGUAAAUCUCACGAAGGUGAGAAGUGUUUCAAAUGUGAUCUCUGCCCUUACGCAUCAAUAUCGCAAAGGCAUUUAGAGUCACACAUGUUGAUCCAUACGGAUCAGAAGCCAUACCAGUGUGAUCAGUGUGACCAGUCAUUCCGUCAGAAGCAGCUGUUGAGGCGGCACCAAAACCUCUACCACAACCCCAACUAUGUUCCUCCUCAGCCGCGAGAGAAGACCCACGAGUGUCCAGAGUGUGGCAGGGCAUUCAGACACAAAGGAAACCUCAUACGUCACAUGGCCGUCCACGAUCCGGAGUCUUCCGCCCACGAGAAAGCUAUGGCGCUCAAGUUGGGGCGACAAAAGAAGAUUCAGAUCAUAGAUGGGCAGCAGGUAGAGGUGAUGACGGGAGAAGAUGAGGACGACGAGGACGAGGACACGGACCAUGAGAUGAUGUCCGUGGAAGGUCAAGAUGGCCAGCAGUACGUCGUCCUGGAGGUUAUACAGCUGCAGGAUGGUGACGGCUGUGAGCAGGCGGUGGCAGUUGUGUCGGGUGAUACUACACACGCCAUUGGCCACUUGCAGACGAACGACAGCGAUGAUGAGGGUUUUAUGGGCUCGCACCACAUAACGCCUGACCAUCGUGAGUAUUUUCAUGUGGAUGAUGUCAUGCAUACCUUGAGUGAGAGGAAACUAACAAGAAAAGAAGCCUUAGCGAUACGAAAAAGACUGGAGACAGAAAAUGACAUGAAAAACUGUUUUGGAUUUGAUGAUGAGGCAGACGAUGAUGAAACAGCAAAGACAACCAUCCAGCUACUGGAAGCGAUCCACCAAUGAAGUGGCUGUAUGAUGGACAUAGUCUGCUGAAACAAACGUGACCUGAAACUGAAACAUGCGAAGUUCGCAGUUACAAAACUUUCUUUGCAUUUUUGAGUAAUGUGUAGUUUUCAGAAUCACAUUCUAUGAAUGACCGUGAAUACAGCCUGUCGACGAGCUGUAUCAAUGAAAAUAGUGUGCGAAUAGUGUUUUGAAAAACAAUAAGUUUUGAAGAAAUGUUGUGCUGUGGUUUCGUAUUUUUGUCCGAAGUCGUUUCGGAUUAGUGAUUGUACAAAUUACACAUGUUGUGUGGGUGUGUUUCUUGACUGUGCUUGCCUACAGACAUGUGAAUGUGAGAAAGAUGUGAGAAAGAUGUGAUAAAACAGAUUUCUGUAUUUCUAA
This is a messenger RNA of Bacillus rossius redtenbacheri, 3060 nucleotides long. RefSeq names its product transcriptional repressor CTCFL-like. The record is from RefSeq and is a predicted model, not a curated record. Gene Ontology annotation, molecular function: chromatin insulator sequence binding; RNA polymerase II cis-regulatory region sequence-specific DNA binding; DNA-binding transcription factor activity, RNA polymerase II-specific. Gene Ontology annotation, biological process: regulation of transcription by RNA polymerase II. Bases 532 to 2679 code for a protein of 715 amino acids. NCBI's taxonomy places the organism in Eukaryota, Metazoa, Arthropoda, Insecta, Phasmatodea, Bacillidae. The transcript has 17 exons. Gene Ontology annotation, cellular component: chromosome.